This is a messenger RNA of Prorocentrum cordatum, 903 nucleotides long. The record is from the annotation of a GenBank genome assembly. NCBI's taxonomy places the organism in Eukaryota, Dinophyceae, Prorocentrales, Prorocentraceae.
GGCGCCCCCGCCAGGGAGCCGUGGCGCGCGUGGGCGGACCCGGCGGCGGACGGCGGCGAGGGGCCGGCGCCGCCUGCACCAGCGGGGGCCUCCCAGGCCGUGCCCGAGAGGGCGCCUCUGGGCGACCGCACGAACCGCGGAGGCGACGGCGGGGUGCCGCCGGGCGGCAAGCCGGCCGAGGUGCCGUGUCCGCCGAAGGACCUGACCCGGCAGUCUCGGAGGCCGCCGGCGACGGCGCCGCCGCCCCGCCAGCGGCGGCCACGACGGCCCUCGAGCCGCUGCUGUCGCCCACGAGGUCGCCGCUGCGCCGCGCUCCGGCCGCCGCCGCCGGCGACGCCCUCGGCGCGUCGUCCCCGCGGCGCUCGCCGACGCCCUCGCCGACGCCCUCGCCGACGCCCUCGCCGCCGUUGCCGGGCACCGUCAUCGGCCUCGUGAGCAGGGGCCCUGACGCUUCGCCAAGGUCCUCGCCGACCAGGGCUGACGAGGCGGUGUUCGGCUCCAUGCCGAGGCGCGCGAGCAUCGCCGAGCGAUGCGACGGUGAGCUGAGCUCCGCGCGGCUCAACCAGCAGGGCGCGGCGCGCUCGGUCCUGCGCCAGCACCCGACGGACUUCAAGGCCAAGAUGCUGUGCCGCAUGCUUCAGGGCAGCUCGAGGCCGCGGGAGGGGCCGCGCGUGACCUUCCAGGAGCAGCAGCCAGAGCAGAGCUCGCCGCCCAGGUGGUACCUCGACAUGCUGGUGGAGUCCAAGCUCCCAGAGGAGAGCCCCCAGCGGCUGCGCAUCCGCCGCCCGCCGCGACGCCGCCCGCCACGCCCCCGCGGGCGCUGACGCCGCCGUCCCGCCGGCGCGACCCCGCGCGCGACCGGUGGCGGCGGCCCUCCCCCUGCGCGGCAUGGCGCGCAGGCUG